Molecule: messenger RNA, 2502 nt
Organism: Closterium sp. NIES-65
Lineage: Eukaryota; Viridiplantae; Streptophyta; Zygnematophyceae; Desmidiales; Closteriaceae
Source: the annotation of a GenBank genome assembly
AUGCCAGCUGUGCAGGCGGGUAGGGUGCGGCAGAAGCUGCAGGCAGUGGAGAGUUUUGAGACGUCUCGAAACGAAAUUAUGCCACCCGUGCAGGCGGGUAGGGUGCAGCAGCAGCUACGGGCAGUGGAGAGGGAGUUGAACGCUCUAGGGGAUGCGCUCAUGGCGCUGAAAGGUGGGGAAAGCGGAGGAGCGGACACGGGUAAAGGCGUGAGCGGGAGAGGGAUUGGGAGAGGGCGUGGGAGAGGGCUUGGGAGGGGGUCUGGAGCAGGAGGAGCGGCGAAGGGGAAGAGCGCGAAGGUUACCGGAUUUGGAAUUUCUGACAGCAGCAGUGGGCAGGCUGCAAGGGAUGAGGAUGAAAUGAGGGAGAAGAAGGAAAAGAUUAAGGACACGAGCAAGGAUGAAGGUGAUGGUGCGGGUGAAGAGAAGAAGGGUGCUGAUAUUGCUACUAUUGUGGAAGGGGAUCGCGACCGUGUCGCACUCAAAAUAUCUGGCAGCCAGGCGGACGGCACAGCAAGGAGCCUAAACCUACAGGCGACCGGGACUGGCAAGAUCUCACAGGCAGACAGUACCGCUAGGAACCUCCAGCUGGCGCUGACAGAGGAGCGCGUGAAGAGCCUCCUGAAACUGCGCAGGCAGCUGCAGGCUCAGCUGGGGGAGGCUCAGAUGGGGGAGGCUCGACUGGGGGAGGCUGGGCCUGGGGGAAGGCUGGCUGGUGGCGGAGAGGGAGAGGGGAGAGGAGGGAGGCAGAGGGGAGGGGGGGAAGGAGGUGGCGGGGAGAGGAGGAAGCGGAGGAGGGUUGUGAGGAGACCGCUUCCUGGUAAGGCGUGGAGAGAAGGGAAGGGGGAUAGGAUGGUGGAGGUGGGUGUGGAUGGGGUGGAGGGUGGGGGAGGAGAAGGGAAGAUGGAGAGCUGGGAUGCUGAUGAGGUAGGGGGGAUUCUAGGGGACGAAAUGGGUCUGGGAAAGACUGUGCAGGUAGCUGCGUUCCUAGCCUCGCUGCUACGUUCGGGGCUGUACCGCCCAAGCCUGCUGGUCUGCCCCGUCACGCUGCUUCGGCAGUGGCAGAGGGAGGUUCGGAUCUGGUGUCCGGAACUGAAUCCGGUGAUUUUGCAUGACUCUGGGGGAAUUGGAGAGGCGGAUGGGGAGGAGGCGGAGGAGGAGGAGGAGGGGGGGGGAGAGGAAGAGGGGAGAGGGGGAGGUUUGGCCCGAGGCAACAGCCUCGUCAUCACCACAUACGAGCAGGUUCGGUUGCGGCGAGAGCUGUUCCUGGCCGUUGAUUGGGGGUACGCGAUACUCGACGAGGGCCAUCGGAUCAGGAACCCUGAUGCAGACACCACGAUUGCAUGCAAGCAGCUGCGCACGCCGCACCGCCUGCUGCUGAGCGGAUCGCCGAUUCAGAACCGGCUGGACGAGCUCUGGUCGCUCAUGGACUUUCUCCACACGCCCCACCGCCUGCUGCUGAGUGGAUCGCGGAUUCAAAACCGCCUGGCUGAGCUCUGGUCGCUCAUGGACUCUGUCUACCCUGGCAGGCUGGGCACGCUACCAGUGUUCUCAACAGAGUUUGCUCUCCCCAUUGUGAUUGGUGGAUACCUCAACGCCCAACACCCUCCUCUUUCCCCCUCCCCCCUUCUCCCACCCCAACGCCCAUUCACGGAGGUCAGGCUGGGCACGCUACCAGUGUUCUCAACAGAGUUUGCUCUCCCCAUAGCCAUUGGUGGAUACCUCAACGCCACUCCCCUGCAGGUCGCCACGGCUUACAAGUGUGCCGUUGUGCUUCGAGACGUCAUCCUUCCAUACCUGCUCCGGAGAGUCAAGGCGGACGUUGACAUUCAAUUGCCAGAAAAGACGGAACGCGUGCUGCUGGUGCCUAUCACUAGAUUCCAACGAACGCUGUACCGCGCGUUUCUGCAGAGCGAGGAGAUGCGGCAGAUUCUGGAGCGGUAUCGAAACAGCUUCUCCAAGCUGCAAGUGCUGGAUAAGAUACUCCAUGUGUGGAAAGCUGAAGGGCACAGGGCGCUGGUUUUCUGUCAGACGCAGCAGAUGCUGGAUAUAGUCGAAUCCCUCGUGCUCAACUGUAACUUUGGAUACAGACGAAUGGACGGCAGCACGCCGCCCGGGCUGCGGGCGGCGCUGAUCGACGAGUUCAACAGCGGGGAGGGCGGCGUGUUUGUCUUCUUGCUGACCACUAGGGUGGGCGGAUUGGGAACAAAUCUCACGGGGGCCAAUCGGGUCGUGAUAUUUGAUCCUGACUGGAACCCCUCGACGGACUUGCAGCCGACCGGAUUCGGAUGGAUUGUGAAGCAGCGGCGGUGGCAGCACGAGCAGAAGCAGCUCUCCGCCAAUCACAGCGCGACCGAGCCUCCAGUGACGUUUCCGAACCUACCUGGACCGGCAGGUCUGGCCAGGCUGGUGUUCCAGCCAGGGGGGGGCGGAGGAGGUUUGGUUCGGCGAGCACCAACGCUAGCAGCAGGUUCGGGAGUGGACGAGGGGAUGGGGGAGGGGUGA